Molecule: messenger RNA, 501 nt
Organism: Seminavis robusta
Lineage: Eukaryota; Bacillariophyta; Bacillariophyceae; Naviculales; Naviculaceae
Source: the annotation of a GenBank genome assembly
AUGAAUCGACUCUACGAAGAGUACUGCAAAGUUGAACUCAAGAAAAACCCAAGAAAGGUAAAAGACAACCCUGAUGCCCAUGAAUGGGAUUGUCGCUCCGCAAAAAUCACCAACAUUCUUCAGAGCGAAACCUUCUGUAACCUGCCCAGUGCAGACUACUGGCUCGGGGAUAAUUUCAGGAAUAAGAAACCUAGUCGUCUUCAUGUAUGCAAUGCAAUUGCCGCAGUUGGGAAUAUCAUGGUCAUGCAGUGGGCACGUCAACAAGGAUUCCCAUGGAAUGAGCGGACAUGUGCCUAUGCUGCUAAAAAUGGACAUUUGGAAAUGCUCCAAUGGUUACGAGAGCAUGGUUAUACAUGCUCCUAUGCUGCUAAAGCGGGUCAUUUGGAAAUUCUGCAGUGGGCUCGCAACAAUGGUUGUCGAUGGGAUGACAUGACAAGUUCCAGACCUGCUGAAAAUGGACAUUUGGAAGUUAUCAAGUGGUCUUGUGAAAACGAAAUCUGA